AUGUCCUCAGGAUAUGGUUGUCUAUCUGGUGUUCAAUUCAGGUUAGAGAGAGCUUCAAGUGGGGAGAGGCAGAAAUUUCACGAGGUCAAUCAGGAGUUAGAGAAAAUUAAAAAAGAAAUGCCUCAAAUUGAACAGGUUUGCUCGCUGCGGAAUAGACUCCACGAUGAGAAGGUAGCUAGAGUCCACUCUGAACAAGAGCUCGAGACUCUCAAAAUCGAAAUGCAGCGCAAGGACGAUCGGCUCAUGCAGACCCAAGCUCAGCUCCAUUGCCUCGAAGAGGAAUACAAAGAUCUGCAGCAGCAGACUAAAGAAAGUCGCAUUGCUCUGGAGGAGUGCAGUAAACAGUUGGUCGAUGAGAAGACCAAUAAGGCAACUGCUUGUCGAGAGGUUGAGAGGCUUGCUGGCAAGGUGAACUAUCUUGAAGACAAAAUACAGAAAGACGAAGAUGAUUAUCAUCGACAGCAUGCUAUAGCAGUGGACACACUUCAGAAAGAACUUGAUGGGAUAAAAGUAGGAGCGGACUGA
Perkinsus marinus ATCC 50983 is the source of this 525-nucleotide messenger RNA. RefSeq lists its product as hypothetical. The coding region runs from base 1 to 525 and encodes 174 amino acids. NCBI's taxonomy places the organism in Eukaryota, Perkinsozoa, Perkinsida, Perkinsidae. The record is from RefSeq and is a predicted model, not a curated record. The transcript is spliced from 4 exons.